Messenger RNA from Gallus gallus (chicken), 888 nucleotides. RefSeq names its product olfactory receptor 14A16-like. Gene Ontology annotation, cellular component: membrane. Gene Ontology annotation, biological process: G protein-coupled receptor signaling pathway. The record is from RefSeq and is a predicted model, not a curated record. The transcript has a single exon. The annotation marks the transcript as partial. Lineage: Eukaryota; Metazoa; Chordata; Aves; Galliformes; Phasianidae. Gene Ontology annotation, molecular function: olfactory receptor activity; G protein-coupled receptor activity.
CACUUCUGGCUCUUGCUGGGCAUCUACCUGGCUGCCCUCCUGGGCAACGGCCUCAUCAGCACAGCCGUAGCCUGCGACCACCGCCUGCACACCCCCAUGUACUUCUUCCUCCUCAACCUCGCCCUCCUCGACCUGGGCUGCAUCUCCACCACUCUCCCCAAAGCCAUGGCCAAUGCCCUCUGGCACACCAGGGCCAUCUCCUACACAGGAUGUGCUGCACAGGUCUUUUUCUUCUUCUUUUUCUAUUCAGCAGAGUAUUCCCUUCUCACCAUCAUGUCCUAUGACCGCUACGUUGCCAUCUGCAAGCCCCUGCACUACGGGACCCUGCUGGGCAGCAGAGCUUGUGCCACCAUGGCAGCAGCUGCCUGGGGCACUGGGCUUCUCUAUUCCCUGCUGCACACUGCCAAUACAUUUUCACUGCCUCUGUGCCAAGGCAAUGCUGUGGAUCAGUUCUUCUGUGAAAUCCCCCAACUUGUCAAGCUCUCCUGCUCAAAAUCCUACCUCAGGGAAGAUGGGUUACUCCUUUUUAGUAUCUGUUUAUCUUUUGGGUGCUUUGUAUUCAUUGUUGUGUCCUAUGUGCAGAUCGUCAGGGCCGUGCUGAGGAUGCCCUCUGAGCAGGGAUGGCACAAAGCUUUCUCCACGUGCCUCCCUCACCUGGCCGUAGUCUCCCUGUUAGUCAGCACGGGCUUUUUUGCCUACGUGAAACCCCACUCCCAAUCCUCCCCAUUCCUAGAUGUGACAGUGGCACUUCUGUAUUCUGUGGUUCCCCCAACACUGAACCCUAUUAUCUACAGCAUGAGGAACAAGGAGAUCAAGCAUGCCCUACGCAAACUGUUGCAAUAUGUGCACUAUUCCAGCUUCAAUAAUGUGCCCAUCUUCCUCACGUGA